AGUGGCUGGCAUUGAGAAUAAACUGGGACCCAAAAUGAGAGUGCAGUAUUCAUUGUAUGUUGGAGAUGAAAAGGAUAUCAUCUACACCUUGUCACUUAGAAUUCCUGCAAACAUCACAGCAUAUGAGAUAAUGGAAAUUGCGGAAGCUGCUGACGAUAAGUAUAAUUUCAAAAGUAAACGAGUGGCCGGGAAAAUGUACGUUUAUGAAAUAGCGAAAAUUACCAACGAUCCCGAAGACGGGAAAUUCUGGAUAUUGUAUAAAAGUCCAAUAAGCAAUUCGACUGCAGCAAUUCAUUACUCUGAGAGUCCUGAUAGAUUACUUAUGCAAGAUCAAGAGCAUUUAAUAAUGUGGUACAAAACUACGCAUAUUUAAUCUACCUUGUUACUUGCAGAAGAAAUUGUAGGGAUGUUUAUCGUGAAAGGAAACUAUUCGUUGAUUUGGACUACAUCGAAUGGGAAGUUCAAAU
Molecule: messenger RNA, 467 nt
Organism: Stegodyphus dumicola
Lineage: Eukaryota; Metazoa; Arthropoda; Arachnida; Araneae; Eresidae
Biological process (GO): cobalamin transport
Molecular function (GO): cobalamin binding
Source: RefSeq, a predicted model, not a curated record